CCAGCACACAAGUACAAAGAUGACGUUACAUGUUAAUGCCGCAGUUUUUGGAUUGCUUCUCUUUGCGAUCACCAUACAAGUAUCGUACGCUGAAGACGCGUGCCCACCUCCUGAGAGAUUUUGCACUCAAAGAAUGAAUAUUGCUAACAAUGCUGCCUUCGUGAGGUCCUAUGUUCCGUUCCUUUGUGACGCUAAAACCGACGGCGGAAGAUGGAUAAUUAUACAGAGUCGUCUUCAUAGAGACACUAGCUUCAAUAGAAACUGGACUGAAUAUAAGAACGGAUUUGGCACAACUUGUACGGACUAUUGGCUGGGUAAUGAGAUGAUUCACCAGAUCACAUCUAUGAAUAACUUCGAAUUAAGAAUUGAUUUAUUCGCCUCAGGAAAUAGAUAUUACGCUACCUACAGAAACUUUAAAGUCGGCAGCGAAAAAGACAAUUAUAGGCUGAGUCUUGGUGAAUUUUUCAAAGGAAAUGCGGAUGAUGACUUUAGGACUCACGACAAUAUGAGCUUCAGUACACCAGACAGAGACAAUGAUAAUAGUCCUGAACAAUUCUGUGCUCAACUCUACGAAUCAGGCUGGUGGUUCAAUAAAUGUCUCAAAGUGAAUCUCAAUGGUCAAUUUGAUACGACCGUGACGGGUAAACACGUCAUCUGGUACGUAUUGACAGGAUACACAGAAUCGGUGACAUCUGUUGAAAUGAAAAUUAGGAAGAUGAACUAAAUGUGGCCAAUGUUAUUGAUUGAUUGAUUGAUUGAUCGAACUCCAUCGUAUAACAUUCUAGAUACUGGAGACGUAGACUACAGUGUUUAAAACUUGUUUGUAUAGGUACAUUUAGUCUUCAUAAUAAUACAUGUAAACAAAUGUCUUUAAAUUGUGAUUAUUCUACAAUAAAACAAAGAAGAGCUUUGCAAACAUUA
Molecule: messenger RNA, 921 nt
Organism: Biomphalaria glabrata
Lineage: Eukaryota; Metazoa; Mollusca; Gastropoda; Planorbidae
Product: ficolin-1-like
Exons: 5
Coding region: 20-724 (234 amino acids)
Source: RefSeq, a predicted model, not a curated record